Messenger RNA from Balaenoptera acutorostrata (minke whale), 405 nucleotides. RefSeq names its product interferon induced transmembrane protein 5 (gene IFITM5). The coding region runs from base 1 to 405 and encodes 134 amino acids. Lineage: Eukaryota; Metazoa; Chordata; Mammalia; Artiodactyla; Balaenopteridae. The record is from RefSeq and is a predicted model, not a curated record. Gene Ontology annotation, cellular component: plasma membrane. Gene Ontology annotation, biological process: bone morphogenesis; bone mineralization. The transcript is spliced from 2 exons.
AUGGACACGUCGUACCCCCGCGAGGACCCCCGGGCCCCGACGCCCCGCAAGGCCGACGGCACCGCCCACACGGCCCUCACGCUGGGGGCGCCGCGACCCCCACCUCGAGACCACUUGAUCUGGUCGGUGUUCAGCACCCUCUACCUGAACCCGUGCUGCCUCGGCUUCCUGGCGCUGGCCUACUCCAUCAAGGCCCGAGACCAGAAGGUAACCGGAGAUCUGGAAGCAGCCCGGCGGCUCGGCUCCAAAGCCAAGUGCUACAACAUCCUGGCCGCGGUGUGGGCUCUGGUGCCGCCUCUGCUGCUGCUGGCGCUGGUGGUGACCGGCGCCCUGCACCUGUCCCGGCUGGCCAAGGGCUCCGCCGCCUUCUUCAGCACCAAGUUCGACGACUCAGACUAUGACUGA